This is a messenger RNA of Linum tenue, 2094 nucleotides long. Lineage: Eukaryota; Viridiplantae; Streptophyta; Magnoliopsida; Malpighiales; Linaceae. The record is from the annotation of a GenBank genome assembly.
UCCUUCCUCCAGUCCUUAUUUAUAGCGUUCUUCAUUGCCGCUUGUCUAUCUUCCCUCUCUUUACGCCAUUUCCAUCACCUCUCGCAAGAAAUUCGAACAGUAUUACAGUGUGAGCGGCGUUCCCGCAUACCGCAGCCGAGGUCGACGACAAUGGGAGCUUCCUCCAACGGCGGUUACUGCGCCUCCAACUAUGCGUCUUACUGCCAGAAUCGCAGAUUCUCGAAGGAAGUACUCGACAACGUCCAUGGCACCAUCUAUUUGGACCCGCUUGCUCUGAAGUUCGUCGAUACUGAACAAUUUCAGAGGCAAGCUUCGGGAUCUCAAGCAGCUCGGUGAUUGUUAACACUUUUGCAGAUCCAUUCCUAAACUAUUCGUUUUGCACCUUCUGCUCACUCGAUUUCCACUCAGAGUCAGAGUUACUUGUUUGCAGGACUAACAAACACGGUAUACCCUGGAGCAGUGCACUCUCGGUUCGAGCACUCCUUAGGUGUAUACCAUCUGGCUGGGGAAGUAGCCUACCGUCUAAGAGCUCAGCAGGAUCCGGACUUUCCCGUUGAGGAUUUUGAUAUAAAGACCGUGAAGCUUGCCGGAUUACUGCAUGAUAUCGGACAUGGACCAUUCAGCCACACGUUUGAGCGUCAAUUUCUUCCCCGAUUUCUUAGUGGCGCCCCAUGGUCUCAUGAGGACAUGUCUAUCAGCAUGAUAGAUUACAUUGUGGACAAACACCACAUUGACAUUGAACCAGAAUGCCUAAAGAAAGCAAAGAAAAUUUUCAAUGUGUUAAGUUUGUUAAUUGUUGAGAUCUCUAUGGGUGCAGAGUCCCACUGAGAAGCAGUUUCUUUAUGACAUUGUUGCAAACGGCCGGAAUGGAGUAGAUGUUGACAAGUUUGACUACCUUGUUCGGGAUUCACGGGCUUGCGGAGUUGGCUGUGGUUUUAUGUUCCCAAGGUUAAUGGGAUCCAUGAGGGUUUUGGGUGAUGAGAUUUGUUACCGUGCCAAAGAUUAUCUCACAGUCUACAAGCUGUUUUCCACUCGAGCAGAAAUGCACCGCACAGUCUAUACACAUGCUAAAGUGAAGGGGAUUGAACUCAUGGCUGUUGAUGCCCUAUCCAAAGCAAAUGAGUCCCUUGGAAUUGCUGACGCUGUUCAAAACCCUGGAGAGUUUUGGAAGCUGGAUGACACAAUAUUGAAAAGAAUCGAAGUUGACGAAAGACCAGAACUCAAAGAGGCCAGAGAUUUGGUCCUACGCAUCAGAAGAAGAGAUAUAUACCAGUUCUGCAAUGAGUUUGCUGUUCCUAAGGAAAAGCUAGACCACUUCAAUGACGUCACUCCACAGGAUAUUAUAUGCUCCCAGAAAUCUAGUGAUGUUACACUGAAAGAAGAAGAUAUUGCUGUGAGCACUGUCCAGAUUGACUUAACCCGUGGAAGUUCCAACCCUCUUGAGAGCGUUAAGUUUUUUCAGGACCACGACAGCACGGACAAAUUCACGAUACCAGUGGAGCACAUCAGUCACUUAAUCCCUGCUGUUUGCCAAGACAAGAUCGUGAGAGUGUACGCCAAGAAACCUGAACUGGUGGAGGCAGUUUCACAGGCCUUUGAGAACUUCCAGAUGACUACAUAUGGAGUGAAAGGAAUACUUGCGACUCCUGAGAAGAAGAGGAACGGCAAAAGGUUGUUCCCGUACUGACGAAAAUCGCCCUCCCCCCUCCUUCAGGAACUACAUAGAUGAUUCAUGAUCGUAUUGGUACGUUUAGAUAACAUCAACAAAUAGGAAAUUUUGCUAUUCUGAGCAGUAGCCUACUCAGAACUGUACGUAGUCGAAUGAGACCAUACACUUGGUUUGACAAAGUAACCAAUGGUUCAACACCGCAUGUCAAGUAAAGGAAAUUUCUUAGAUGCAUUAGGCCUGUAAAGAAAGUGCAUCGGCCACCAUUUUGGAUGUUACUGUGUUUUGCUUUACGGAAUCAUAUUGUAGAAGAUGAAGCAUGACUUUUGGUUGUAGUUGUUUCCCCCCUCUGUCUCUCAUUUGGGAGCCUGUUUGUAUGAAGGUAUCUUUGAACUCUUCUGGGUUAUUGACCUAAUUUUGAUAUCCUG